This is a messenger RNA of Suillus plorans, 1256 nucleotides long. Its product is annotated as HAD-like domain-containing protein. Gene Ontology annotation, molecular function: phosphatase activity. The record is from RefSeq and is a predicted model, not a curated record. The transcript has 3 exons. NCBI's taxonomy places the organism in Eukaryota, Fungi, Basidiomycota, Agaricomycetes, Boletales, Suillaceae. The coding region runs from base 1 to 891 and encodes 296 amino acids.
AUGGCUGUAAGACCCAGACCGAAAAUUCGUGCUUUGCUUAUAGACAUUUCUGGUACUCUGAUGAUCGGCUCGACGCCCACACAAGAAGCAGUUCAAGCGCUUGCUGAGCUGCGGCGCAGUAAAUUCCCGUUCAGGUUUUGUAGCAAUACCAGCAAAGAAUCCACCUCAGUCCUUCAGAAGAGAAUGCUAGAUGCUGGUUUUGACGUGCAAACUGGUGAAUCGCAAGAACUAUGGACGAGCCUUAAGGCCGUACGGAGUCUUAUCCGGACGAGGGGUCUCAAAAGGCCGUAUUUCCUGUUGUCCGAGUCCGCUAAAGACGAAUGCAUUUCCGGAGGACUGUACGAUCAUAGUGCCCCCUAUGACGCGGUAAUUGUGGGCUUGGCGCCUGCGUUGUUCGACUAUGAUCAUCUUAAUUCUGCAUUUCGGAUUCUUGUUGGAGAACAUGAUUCGCAGAAGCGGUGUGGUGAGGAUCCGAAGGCAUCGAUCCCCCUCAUCGCUUUACACAAGGCGAGAUACCUAGAAUCCUCGGGCCAUGGGCUUGUACUUGGUCCAGGACCAUUUGUCACCGCUCUUGAAAAUGCUACAGAAAGGGAAGCGGAGGUGCUCGGCAAGCCAAGUAAAGCUUUCUUCCAAAUGGUGAUUGAGAGCCUCGAUUGUGAGGGUUAUGAUCCUGAAGGAUGCAUCGCCGUGAUUGGCGAUGAUAUCCGAACGGACCUUGGUGGCGGCGCCAUAGACCUGUGUCUGUGGAGGAUCUUAGUGAAAACAGGAAAAUACCGAGCAGGGGAUGAAUGCAGGGAAGGUGUGCAACCUCCCGAUGAGGUCUGUGAUUCGUUUGCAGACUUUGUCGAUAAGUUAUUGUCUGCACAUGUUGCGGAGUGUUUGAAAGAGUAAUUCUAGUGCUUUUUCACUUUAAAUAGGAACUUCAACGCUGGUGCUUUGCUAACGCGGUACCGAUCUGAAGCUCAGAUCAGAAGUGCCGAGCGUGUUUCUGGUGUGGCUUUCUAUAUUUUCAGUUUUUGAGCACAUGGUCUUUGAUACUUGAAAGAUCGUUUUCCCACUGAUCUCGGAUGGGGUUCUGCAUAUCGGGAAAAAUCAUGACCUGGUUGUUGUCAAGAUCGAUAACGCAAUUAACCGCAGCGACAAUCCGGCCAUCCAACCGGCGGCAACCAUGUGCCCUGUCGAUCUUAACGGCGAUUUCCCACAAUGGUAAGAGAAUAUUAAACAUAGCAAGCCACCGCGCCAAUCCGAAAAUCAGU